Messenger RNA from Lathyrus sativus (Indian pea), 645 nucleotides. The record is from the annotation of a GenBank genome assembly. NCBI's taxonomy places the organism in Eukaryota, Viridiplantae, Streptophyta, Magnoliopsida, Fabales, Fabaceae.
AUGAGUCUCUUCGGUCUUGGAAGCAGAAACCAAAAAACAUUUCGUCCAAAAAAGAGUGCUCCCACCGGAAGUAAGGGUGCUCAACUUCAAAAACACAUUGAUGCUACAUUGGGUAGUGGGAACCUGAGGGAAGCUGUUAAACUCCCUCCUGGUGAAGAUAUCAAUGAGUGGCUAGCUGUAAACACCGUGGACUUCUUUAAUCAAGUGAAUAUCAUGUUUGGUACGUUGACUGAAUUCUGCACGCCGAGUAACUGUCCUACAAUGACUGCAGGACCAAAGUACGAGUAUCGAUGGGCUGACGGCGUUACUAUAAAAAAACCAAUAGAGGUAUCUGCUCCAAAGUAUGUCGAGUAUUUGAUGGAUUGGAUUGAAUCUCAACUAGAUGAUGAAACAAUAUUCCCUCAAAGAUUAGGGGCUCCUUUUCCACCCAAUUUCAGAGAUGUUGUCAAGACAAUAUUUAAGCGAUUAUUCCGCGUAUAUGCUCAUAUUUAUCACUCACAUUUUCAGAAGAUUGUAAGUUUGAAGGAGGAAGCUCACCUGAAUACUUGCUUCAAGCAUUUUGUUUUAUUUACUUGGGAAUUCCGGUUGAUCGAAAAAGCGGAGCUAGCACCUCUUGAGGACCUUGUUGAUUCUAUUAUACAGUGA